AUUGUUUUAAAGCACGUAAAUGUGCAGAAUAUUUUUGCAUGCAUGUCCACGAAUUUGAUUUACUGAGUCGAUUGUGGUGGCGCAUGCGCGUGGUCAAAGAUCAGAAGUAUUGUCAACACGACGCACCAAUCAAAUCACAGACAAGUUGAUGGCCACUUCACCAGAUUCGCUUCCUUCAACCAACAUCUUGAUUGUUGUUUCUCACACGAGACUUUUUCCUAAACAGAACAAGGUUUCUAUAGAAAGUAUUGUCAAAAUGGCGCAUGGACCUGUCACAGCCGUUGUGAUGUUUCUGAUUGCAUGUCACAGGACACUGGCUAUUAGUCUGCAAUCUAAAACUGAAGUUGAAGAGCUGUCCUUUAACAAGAGAUCAGUGUCAUGCGACCAGUUAACCCCAAACUCCACGAUCUACUGGACUAUCUCACCUUUACAAGGACAGGUGAAACAGGUGGGAAUGUGUGAUGCGGUGAAAUGCGUAUCACAAUACCAUCCGAACGUCAAAUUGGAACGAUCUAGCCUCACGAGUUCCUCCAUAUCCUUUCAGAAUGUCAGCCGGGACUGGGCGGGUACAGUGGUGUGUACAGAACGUUUACUCAAUGAAACUGAGCAGUCUGUCAACAGUACACUGGAUGUUUAUCACAAUUCCGGGGUCAGCAACAGCAGUUUUGUGAUCAACCGCGAGGACUGGUCUCUGACUUUCAUGUUGAAUGUCCCAAAAGUCUUCUCCGCUCUUGGCAACUAUGGAGUUGAGGUCCGCUGUCUCGAAAUGACUUCUAAGGUCAACGUGUCACUGGUGUCAUACAACGAAUCGUCUAGAAUGUACAAUGUCGGCUACUUCUCCGUCACUUUGCGAGCCAACUUUACAGGAUAUAAAGAUAGAUAUAAAGUUAUAUCUCCUUACAGCUGUUUUUCCAACAUCUUCCUUCAUCCUGGUACAAAACACUAUCGCGAAGCACAAUAUAGGCAUUAUUCCUUGUAUAUACCAAGAAUACGUUGUAAUCAAUCCUACAUUCCUGAAGAGGGUCCUGUUAGCUGCAGCUGUAACGGCACAUUUAAAUACCAUCCCGAUGCCAGACUCAGGUGGAUGUUGGGAGAAAAAGUUGUAGCUUCCGGUGACUAUGGAGUCGAGUGGCUUCCACUUCCACCCGAGGUCGUUAACCGCAGCCAUGACAGAACAAUCCUCGAGUGCGAAGUGGAAUGGCUUUACAAUAUGCGCUAUCUGCACUGGAUACAGGUGGCAUAUGGACCAGAUGACAUCACCAUCAAGCCCUACAGUGUUCUCUAUCAAAAAUACAGCAGCAACGAGACAUUGCUUGCUGCCUACCCAGUGGUCAGUGGCCAUGUCUACUUACCUCCAAGCGGCUCAACCCAGGUAACCCUGGUAUGCGAGGCGAGGAAUGUCAAGCCUUUGAAGUCAGAAAUGGUCACGUGGGGCGGCCUGUGUGACGGUCAGCUAGGUUUUAAUUGUAAACUUACCUUCAAAGGUAAAUUGGAUAACGGGAAGGUGGUCACGUGCACUGUCACCAACGACGCCAACAACAACCACACAGCCAACACCAGCAUCUUCCUCAACGUUUCAGGUGGUCCAGAUACCGUCGGCAUCCAGUACCACACUACUUCUACACCUGGCAAGUGCCUUGUGAACGUUACCUGUGAGGCACCUGGGGUCAAACCCUCGACCUGUGACAUGUUUACGUGGGGCGGGAUGUGUGAAGGCCAGCAGGGCUCCAGGUGUGUCAUCACAGCUGACAAUGAACAGGAUGACGGGAAAGAAGUGACGUGCACUGUCACCAAUCAUGUCAAUCACGGACGUUCUGCCAGAGCAAGUGUAACACUGAUGUUGUCAGGUUGUGAAGUCAAGGAUGACCUCAUGGGUAAGGGUGUAGGCAUUGGAAUAGGCGUUACCUUGACCCUAGUCCUGCUGGUGGUGGGUGUGGUAGUGGUGGUUGUUAUCUGGAGACGUCGGCGAUUUCAGCAAGACACAACAUACGAGAAACCCAGUCAGGACCCAGGUGUGAGCCACACAUACGAAAUGACGAGAGCAGGGCAUGACCCCCGUACUCAAGAAUCCCAGGAACAAAUUGUUGUCGCACCUUUCCCUCCAUGUGAAGUCUAUGAAAACGUCACAUCAGACAUAACAGUCAAGCCGGUCAAAGCAAAACAACGGCGAAAAACACAAAAACAGUGAUUUAACAUUGUUCUUUUAUAUAAAAAGACUGUGUCUGUCUACGGAUUUUAGAUGUAUGAGUAUGAAUAUUGUAGCUGAAAUUUUCCUAAGAUCAUUUGGAUGUUUAUCGAAUACAUUGCCACUGAGGUUCUGCUGCUUUUCCAUCUUGACUUCAGCUUUUUGAUUAUAACUCUUUCUGUCUUUUUUAUAACGGUCACUGAGUUCGUCUUUAGAGGUCAGACAUCAUCAUCAUUCAUGUGUACAUUUGAUAAUAUUAUUAAUGUCUACUUUUUUCAUUAAUACUUGUUUUUUAGUUGCUUUACUAACUAAAUGUUACUAUAAUUUCAUGUGCAAUAGAUUUUCUAUUAACCAGAGCUCAAGCAGUUGGCACUUACAGCCAGCCGGAAAAAGCUCCGUGAAGAAAUAUUUACUAGUUAAAAUAAAAUUGAUUUCAUGCUGAAAUGUAGAUUUUAAUUAUCCUGAUAUAUGUCCAGUAAAGUUUCUUCACCUAC
This is a messenger RNA of Pomacea canaliculata, 2679 nucleotides long. RefSeq lists its product as uncharacterized. The transcript has 10 exons. Lineage: Eukaryota; Metazoa; Mollusca; Gastropoda; Architaenioglossa; Ampullariidae. The record is from RefSeq and is a predicted model, not a curated record. The coding region runs from base 149 to 2188 and encodes 679 amino acids.